Syngnathus typhle (broad-nosed pipefish) is the source of this 964-nucleotide messenger RNA. Its product is annotated as thialysine N-epsilon-acetyltransferase-like. The transcript has 6 exons. Bases 150 to 749 code for a protein of 199 amino acids. The record is from RefSeq and is a predicted model, not a curated record. Gene Ontology annotation, molecular function: N-acetyltransferase activity. NCBI's taxonomy places the organism in Eukaryota, Metazoa, Chordata, Actinopteri, Syngnathiformes, Syngnathidae.
GGUGUAAUACAUUCUGAACGCGCCAGAGGAGGCUACUGCUUAACUACACAAAUAAUGUAUUGUUUCGAAAAGCUGUUGUACGGAUAUACGUUGAGCUUUUGUCGGACGGAAGUUACUUAUUGAUUUAAUACGUGUUGCAACUGGCAAAUAUGGACGUUAAGAUACGUGUCGCUACCAAAGGAGACUGCAAAGACAUAUCAAGAUUGAUAAUGGACUUGGCAGUUCAUGACAAGAUGUCGGAUCAGGUGAAGCUGUCAUGCGAUGAACUGCAACGUGAUGGUUUCAGCCAGAACCCCUUGUUUGAGUGUCUUGUUGCAGAGAUAGCAGAUGAAAAUAAAUCUAAAGAAGGAUUCACAAUUAUUGGUUAUGCCCUUUACUUUUACAUCUACUGCACAUGGAAGGGGCGGUCCAUGUAUUUGGAGGAUUUAUAUGUGAUGCCGGAAUUCAGAGACUGGAAUAUUUUCUGCCUCAUGAGUUUGUUGAUGUCUUCAUCAGGAUUUGGCAUUGGAAAAAGUUUACUGAGCAAUAUUGCUCAGGUGGCCAAAGAGAAGCAGUGUGCGCGGUUGCACUUGAUCGUGUUGAAUUGGAACUCUCACUCUCUCGAUUUUUAUACUGCAAGAGGAGCUCAGGAUCUCACUGUCAAGGAAGGCUGGCACUUGGUACAUUUUGAUGGACAAAGCUUGGACCAUCUGGCAAAUGAAACUCAACAAAUUAGAAAGUGUGUUUCAGGAGAAGACAAAGUUGUGUAAAUAUUUGGUUUUGGCUACACGCGCAUACAAUUGUUGUCAUGCUACAAAGUAAACAAACGAGUUUUAGAAGAUUCUCCACUACACACACAGAAGGAUAACAUGGUGGCAAUUUUUUGUGGGCUCACCUCUGGCAUUUCAAAAUUGUCAUUAUAGAUGUAUAUUAAUGUACUAAACAAAUAUGAACACCCUGAAAACUAGUGUGCAAUACACACUUG